AUGUCAGACUAUCUAACACAGACUCUGCUGGCCACCAUAGCUCCCGCGUUUGUAGCUUUUGGAAUCCACAACCAGCUGUCACCACAACUCCACCUCACAUCAAUAUGCCGAGCAUUUUUCCCGAGACUCACGUCCGGACCCGGAGUCUCGCUCGCAGACGAAGUGUGCCAGAUUUCGGCCAUCCAUACCCACUAUACGACGUUUGAAAUCAUGGUGGCAUUAGCGACGCUCGUUCAGAUCUACACGGCCUUCAAGAUCUUGUCGACAAGCGACGCAAAGGGAAGAGUAUGGGGAGUACACAUGUGUGCCAUUCUGGCCACGGCAUCCGUCGGAGUGGCCUGCUUCACCUAUGCCCUGGGAUUGCCGUACCCGGUCUAUCUCGUGUCUGUAGCUAUGCAGUGCGAUAAGUCGGUGCUGGCUCUGGCUGCCAUGUACCUCUGUGACAUGACCAACGACGAAGAGAAAAACACAGAGCGCAUCUCGGAGGUGGCAGAGAAACGGACCACAACGGGCUUCUUUGCAGGCUGGCCGGAUCUACGUCUGCUCCCGCUGAUUCAGCUGCUGGUUCUACGUAUUGUCUGUAAGGACUGGCUGGGUUCCACAGUUGGACGAAUCCUGGAGGAGUCUGGAAACCCGCUUUUGGCCAUGCUGCUGGCUCUGGGUCUCGCCGCAACCUUCUACAUGUGGUCAAAGAACCUGCCAGAGUUCAGAGCUCUUACAGGACCCUCUUAUCUGCACACCCCAAAAGAGUAUCGUGAUUCCAAGGACACGCUCUACUCCCCCAACUCAUCCACUGCUGAUCUCACCGAGAAGGCGGUGCCCUCCCCUCUCAAAAGCAUCAUGAUUGUCGCAGGGCUGGUCUCCAUGACAUCUGCAGCCUCUCUGAAAAUCAUGCCCGUCUUCUCCUCGUACAUGUGGGACUGGCGGACCCUUGAUCUGGCCAAAAUCUCCGUCGGACUGUCCGUCACAGCCAUGGGCGGCCUUUUGGGCACUCCCACUCUGCUGCCCUACAUCUUUCUGGGCAUUUCCAAGAUCUGUCGGCGCUCCAUCAAGCAGUCAGACACGAAUGUGGUUCGUCUGGGCGCUCUGUUUGCGGUAGCGGCCGGCAUUUCGUGCACGGUGCCCAAUGAUGUGGCCUUCAUUGUCGGAAUCAUGGUUCUGAGUCUGGUGCGGUCCGUCUCGUACCCCCACAUUCUUGAUUACAUCAUCCAUGUCCUGGGACCCGUGUGUGGGUCUGGAUACGCCCUUGCGCUGGUCAUUGGUGUGAUGGAUGUGGGAGCAGUAGCAGGAGAUCUUAUCGCUCCAACUCUUUAUGCAAGCGUGUUCCCCGCGACCCAAAUUUUCUUUACCGUUUUGGCAGUGGUUAUGGUGGUGGGAGCAGUGGCCCUUUACAGGCUGCCUGCUCGCGUGAGCGUGUGGGGCGCAAAGGAGGAGCAUGCCGACACAUCGUCCGAGACGGACACCAUGUCGCCAGAGAUGCAUAGCGAUGACGAAAUGUCACGGUCCAUUUCACCUUGGCCUGUGCAGUAA
This is a messenger RNA of Yarrowia lipolytica CLIB122, 1530 nucleotides long. RefSeq lists its product as uncharacterized. NCBI's taxonomy places the organism in Eukaryota, Fungi, Ascomycota, Dipodascomycetes, Dipodascales. The record is from RefSeq and is a predicted model, not a curated record.